AUGGCCCCAGACAUCGACUCUAUCCCACCCACAGUCAACGGCAAUGGCCCGACACCAGCCGCGCCGGGUGAGAAGAUGCCCAAUAUUCUCUUCAUCAUGGCAGACCAGCUGGCUGCUCCCCAGCUGAAGAUGUACAAUCCCGAGUCCCAGAUCCUCACCCCCAAUCUGGAUGCACUAGCAGCCAAGUCGGUUCAGUUCGACUCGGCCUACUGCCCCUCGCCCCUUUGUGCCCCUUCUCGCAUGAGUCUGAUUUCAGGUCAAUUACCGAUGAAGAUUGGAGCCUAUGACAACGCAUCUCAAAUCGGUAGCGAUGUGCCCACAUACGCCCACUACUUGAGGCUCAAGGGCUACCACACCGCAUUAGCUGGCAAGAUGCACUUUGUUGGGGACCAGCUGCAUGGCUAUGAGACCCGUUUGACUAGUGACAUCUACCCCGGCGACUUUGGCUGGGCUGUUAAUUGGGAUGCCCCUGAUAGGCGUCUCGAAUGGUACCACAAUGCUAGCUCCAUUCUCCAGGCCGGGACCUGCGUGCGAAGCAACCAAUUGGACUACGAUGAAGAGGUCAUGUACAAGUCGACUCAAUUCUUGUACGACCAGGUUCGUGAGGGCCCGGAUAACCGGCCAUUUUGCCUAACGCUAUCUCUCACUCACCCUCAUGAUCCUUACACGAUCGAGGAAAAAUAUUGGGACCUGUAUGAGGGUGUAGACAUUGCUUUGCCCAAGGUUAAGAUUCCACAGGAGCAACAGGAUGCGCACAGUAAGAGGUUGCUGAAGGUGUGCGAUCUUUGGGAUCAGAACUUCAGCGAUGACCAGAUCAAACGCGCCCGCCGGGCAUACUACGGCGCUGUCAGCUACGUGGACGACUGCAUUGGACGCAUUCUGAAGACGCUUAAGCAAUGCCGCCUUGACCAAAACACCAUUGUUGUCUUCAGCGGCGACCACGGUGACAUGCUUGGAGAACGUGGUCUCUGGUAUAAAAUGAGUUACUUUGAGUCGUCUGUUCGUGUUCCUCUGCUGGUCUCGGAUCCCAGCCGUUUUACACCCCGCCGAGUCAAGGAGAACGUGUCGACGCUGGAUAUUCUUCCUACUCUCUGUGACAUUGUUGGUACCCCACUCAUUCCAGGCUUACCAAUGGAUGGUACCUCUCUGUUACCCCAUCUCGAAGGCAGACCCGGCCAUGACACUGUGAUUGCUGAAUACACGGGCGAGGGCACCAUCAACCCUCUUAUGAUGAUCCGACGCGGCCCUUGGAAGUACAUCACGUGCCCGACGGAUGCGCCGCAACUCUUCAACCUGGAGAAAGACCCACUUGAGCUGGUGAACCUGGCCGAGCUAGCAAACAAGACCGAAGGGCUGACAGCCGACGAGGAGGAAGCUAAGGCCAAGUUUGAGAAAUUCGAGGCUGAAGCCCAGGCGCGUUGGGAUUUCGAGGCCAUCACGCAGUCCGUUCUUCUGUCUCAGAGAACUCGAAGACUUGUGUGGGAUGCCUUGAAGGUCGGCAAAUUUGAUCCUUGGGACUACAACCCGAAUGACAAUGGCACCAACAAGUACAUCCGCUCCUUCCUGCCGCUUGACGAUCUUGAGCGUCGGGCUCGCUAUCCUCCCGUCGAUAAGCACGGACGAGAAACACGAGAUAUUGUGGUCGACCAAGCGGGGUCACACGGUGAAUAA
Messenger RNA from Xylaria bambusicola, 1671 nucleotides. Its product is annotated as choline-sulfatase. The transcript has 3 exons. NCBI's taxonomy places the organism in Eukaryota, Fungi, Ascomycota, Sordariomycetes, Xylariales, Xylariaceae. Gene Ontology annotation, molecular function: sulfuric ester hydrolase activity. The record is from RefSeq and is a predicted model, not a curated record. Bases 1 to 1671 code for a protein of 556 amino acids.